Messenger RNA from Aplysia californica (California sea hare), 2860 nucleotides. Its product is annotated as neurofilament heavy polypeptide. The record is from RefSeq and is a predicted model, not a curated record. Gene Ontology annotation, molecular function: protein kinase C binding. Gene Ontology annotation, cellular component: cell cortex; nucleus; apical plasma membrane. Gene Ontology annotation, biological process: establishment or maintenance of cell polarity; regulation of cellular localization; centrosome cycle. NCBI's taxonomy places the organism in Eukaryota, Metazoa, Mollusca, Gastropoda, Aplysiida, Aplysiidae.
AGAAAAAUUCUGAUAAGAAAGAAGAUAAGAAAGACAAUAAAUGGAAGUUUGGCUGGGGCUGGAAGAGCAAAGAUAAGGACAAAGGAAAAGAAAAGGGCCAAGAUGCAGACAAGGAGAAAGACGGUGAUUCUCCCCUCCCACCACGAAGAGAUAAUGAAGACAGAGAAGUCCCGAGUGACCUAAGUCCUUCAGUGGCCGCACGUGUUCACACACAUCAAAGCCCGACACGGUCGGCUUUUGGUGGCCUCGGAGAAAGCACAGACACGUACAACAGCGGCGAAGACUCUCUUGUGACAGAUCCUGAGAUUUUUGCCACGUUUAGUGACCUACAUAAAAGAUCUGAAGAAGACAACGGAGACCCAGAUCAAGAAGACAUCUUACCUUAUGGCGACGCUUCCUCUCAACCCAACCGCCCAACCGUCGUUGGAGAGAACAAGGUUCUUGAAAACGAGCCAGAAGAAGGCAUGGUUGAGAUGAGAGUGAGAGAUGCUCUACCAGUAUAUGCCACAGUGAACAAACCGAAUCUGUCUAAGUCUGUCUCUCUCGACGUCAGAUCCGGAAAAUCGAAUAGAGGAAGACUGGAGAAGACAAAAUCUCUGUUUUCCAAGGAUUCGGAUUCAGCCUUGAUUCAGGACGAGCCUGACUCCGUCGCCAGGAGGAAUAUUGAAAUUUCAGAUCUUCCCGGAAAAUUCUUCGAUAAUGAUGACGAAGAGGACGAAGAUGAGGAAAGAGAGGAAGAGGACGACAACAGAUCUGUGACAGCACCUGACUUCAGUUCCCUGUUCUCAGACAGCGCGUCACGUAAAACCCCGAGGAGUGAGGAUGUGGGUCAUGAGGAAGACGUCUCAGAAAACAAGGGUGAGGCUGAUGACGUAUUGGACAGCAGUAGCCCAGGCAUGAGACACCGCCCUAGUCUGACCAAAGACGCCGUGUCCAGUGUGUUCCAGCUGGCCCCAGCCGCCCAGAGCCUGUCACAACUUGACGACGACCGUUGGAAAGAUUACUCACCUUUAGAGAUUGGUAAACUCAGGCACUCGGGAAAGAUGAAGAACACACCAAAGAACUUUUCGACGAACAUUCCGACUGACGAAGAUGGCGAAGACAAAUCGGAACAUCCAUCGAUAUCAGACGAAAAGAAACUAGGCAGAAGAACUGGUCUAAGUGAGGACGUGAAGAAAUCGCCGAGAGAAGAUUCCAGGUCCCCGCCCGUGCCGCGAACGAGGGGGACAGUACGCCAAAGCCCUCCAGUUGUCGAGCUCUCCGACGAUAUGUCCGACUUUCAGACACACUUCAGCAACAUCUGGGGAUCCGAUCCCCCGCCGCCUGUUGAGAAUGCCACUGAUGACACAGGCGACAAAGACAGAAGUGGUGAAAAGCAGCUCGACGAAGACAAAUCCGAUACGGAAGUUGUUUACGACGACGCUGUUUCUGUACCGAACAAACUGAUAGAGAAGGAAGAGGAAGUGUACACUGACGCCAGAAGCUCACCGCUCAUCAAACCAAAACAAAGGUUGUCCACAUUUGGCAGCGAACUCCUCAACAUGGCCGGUAACGUCGUGAUACCGUCGAAAGAAAAACCCGCGAAACCUGGUCGAAAAAAUAUCUACGUGGUCACAGACGGCUCUUCGCAAGACGACACACGGAUUGACGUCAGCAGCCAGGCAGAUGGUGGUGGGGAAGCUUCUCCACGUAAGGAUGACGUGACCGACAGCGAGGAACCGACAGAAUACGACCAGCUGCCCAUCCGGGUGAGGAAGAUCAGCUGCAGCCGCACGUCCUUCCAGCCCGUGGUGCCCGUCCCGGUCAAGGCCAUUGUGUCGUCUCCCACUUCUGCCAGCAGCGAGGAGUCGCGGCCUGUGAUGUAUUCUUGUGUGGAGAAACCCGAGAAGACAACGACGACAGCAGAGAGGGAGGCUACUGUGAGUGAGAGAACUGAGUACGCCUUACCCUGGGAGAAGAAAGACCUGGCGGAAGUUCUGACGCCAAAGCUACCGCCUAGACAGUAUAACAGUGACGGCUUUGUUUCAGCGUAAGAAAAAAAAGAACUCUCCCAGAGACGGAGACAGAGACAGCGUGGACGAUAGUGCCAGUGACCGCUCAGGCGCAGCAGGUUCACCGAGAGACGCCAGCUCCUCAAAGCCGGACAAGCAGAAAGAAAAACCAGCCAAGGCUCCAAAACCAGAAAAGCAAAAGAAACCUGCCAAAGAAAAGCCUGCCAAACCAGAAAAACCGCCAAAACCAGAAAAGCCCCAAAAACCGGAAAAGUCCGCGAAACCUGAGAAACUCAAAAAGCCCAAGAAGCCUAUAGUGACCGCCGUCAUGUCGUCUGAUCCUGGGUCGUCUGGUGCCGAGGCGGACGUGGGCGGGGUCAUGGAGGGGAGACCACUCUGUCGUCUGCUGCAGAUCAACGAGGACGAGACAAGAGUUGUGGAACUUGUCAGGCCUCAGUCUGGGCCCUUGGGCGUUUUCUUUUCGAAAGAAGGUCCGGAGGCCAUGGAUGAAGGAUUGUUCGUGAACGCUUUCCAAGACAAGAACAUCAUGAAGUUUUUCGCCGGGAUUCUCAGCAUCGGGGACGAAGUGCUGGAGAUUGACGGGUGCGACAUUCGUCAUAUGAGCCUGGACGAGGUCAAGGACUUGAUACUGCAGAGGGAACGGAUGACCAUGAAGGUCAUGCCGGUGUCCGUAACUCGAUCCACGCUCUGAGCUUCUAGUUUGAACUCUUAGUACGCGCAUUCUAGGGCUUCGACCACGCUUGAAGGAGCUCGGUUUUAGAACACUAACUGAGGGCAUUAUUUCGUUAUUCAUCAGAUUUUUCCGUUCUGUUGUGGUUUGUUGUUUUGUGUGUGUGUGUGUGUGUGUG